AUGGUCGACCUCCUCUUCUUCCCACGACCGCGCACCAUGAGUGCACGACUCAGUCGCAAACGAUCCCGCCUAGCAACGGAGUCAGAUGAUGAUGAAAUACAACAGUUACGAGAGCCUUCACCAGCACUGCCUUGGCUCGGCGACACGCUGAAGAGGUCAAAAACUCAAUGCGAACUCGACGAGCUAGACAUCGUUGAGCCCACAGAUGCGUGGACUGUCGACGUGGACGCUAUCCUAGCCAGCACAACGCUCGCUGCACCACAAGGCAGUAGACUCAAGUCUCACAACAAUUGGCAAAGAUACGAAAAGGGAGGGUCUACUACAAUAUUUUGCGUGCAGGGCAAUCUACAACUGCACUAUGAUCUGUUAUGCUCUGCUCUAGAUGAGCUCUACGCAAUCGCACCCUCGCUACAAGCCUUCGUGCUAUGCUACGAUCCCGCUACACACAACCUUUCUGAGACUGCGCCCUUCUCGCUCCCCUUAAUCUCGGCCGUCGAUCCGCCGAACAACCACUUUGUCCGCCUAGGGCUGUUGCAUCCGCUAGGCGGAGGUAAGUUUCCUCUAGAUGCGUUGGCAGUUGUGGACAAGAAGGGUCACCGAAGGCUAGUGUUGCCGUUUGGCUGGGGUGCUGGCAGACAUGCAGAUACGCCGGCUGGCCGCAGCAUACAGAACAAGAUGAUGAUGUUGCUCAAGCAUUGCGUCGAGACCCUAGAGAGGGAAGCAUAG
Molecule: messenger RNA, 726 nt
Organism: Ascochyta rabiei
Lineage: Eukaryota; Fungi; Ascomycota; Dothideomycetes; Pleosporales; Didymellaceae
Exons: 2
Coding region: 1-726 (241 amino acids)
Source: RefSeq, a predicted model, not a curated record